Molecule: messenger RNA, 3483 nt
Organism: Rotaria sp. Silwood2
Lineage: Eukaryota; Metazoa; Rotifera; Eurotatoria; Philodinida; Philodinidae
Source: the annotation of a GenBank genome assembly
UUAUAAGAUUUUAUUACUUAUCUAAAAUCUUUGUUCAAUACUCAGUAAAUUUUCGAACAAAACGGAAAUUAAAGUGAAUAAAAAAAUAAUUAGUUGUAUGGAAAAAAAAAUUCUUUGGUAAAUAUAUAAAUCAAAAAUAAAUUGAAAAAGAAGAAGAGAAUAUGCAUACGACGGGAGUCGUCUCUCUUGACAUAACCAGCAAGGGUAUACACUGAAAGCAAAAUGUACAUAAUAUCUGCUACUUCUAAAAUACGCACUACUAUCCACUUUUUUCAACAAGCGAAGUGUAUCAUGUACACUUUGCCGAAGAAAUUUGUCGUUUUCUUUUAAUAUACAGAAAACUAUUUUCAGUUUCAACAAAUAUCUUUCAACUACGCAUAGACUGUAAUCUAUUAAGUUAGAUAAAAACUGUAUCUAUAUGUUUACUCAGACGAUACAAACAUUGUUUUAUGUUUCAUUUUUUUGAGCAGUCAUCCUAUUCCGCAAAGUAACACAUUCCUGCACAUUCCUGCAUAUUCUUGCAUAGGUACAUGUAUUCAUGUUCUACUUAACAUUGGGAUACAAAUAUAGAUAUAAUUCCCCUUUGAAUUCUGGAAUUGCAUCUAUAUGGAAUGACCAGGAAUUCCUGCACAAUCCUGCACAUUCCUGCACAUUUCUGCACAUUCGUGCAUAUUCUUGCAUAUUCUAUCAUACGUAGUUGUAUUCAUGUUCUACUUAACAUUACGAUAGAAAUAAAGAUGCAAUUCCCCUUUGAAAUUCCGGAACUGCAUCGAUAUCGAAUGACCAGCAAUUCCUGCACAUUCCUGCACAUUCGUGCAUAUUCCUGCACAUUUCUGCACAUUCCUGCCCAUUCCUGCACAUUCGUGCAUAUUCCUGCACAUUUCUGCAUAUUCCUGCACAUUCGUGCAUAUUCCUGCACAUUUCUGCACAUUCCUGCCCUUUCCUGCCCAUUCCUGCCCAUUCCUGCACAUUCGUGCAUAUUCGUGCAUAUUGCUGCAUAUUCUUGCAUAGGUACGUGAAUUCGUGUUCUACUUAACAUUGGGAUACAAAUAUAGAUACAAUUCCCCUUUGAAUUCCGGAAUUGCAUCUAUAUGGAAUGACCCGGAGCUCCUGCAUAUCCUAAUCAUUACGGUUGUGCACAAAUUCCGGAAUUCCGCUUUCCAUUUCUUGAAGCUCGAGAAAUGAUCAUUUAGCCAUCCAUGACAUGUUUCCAAUUGCGGAAUAGGCAGCAAUGACCCGGAAUAAGCAGGAAUGACCCGGAAUAGGCCGGAAUGACCCGGAAUAGGCCGGAAUGACCCGGAAUUCCUGCAUAUCCCAAUGAUUACGGUUGUGCACAAAUUCCGGAAUUCCGCUUUCCAUUUCUUCAAGCUCGAGGAAUGAUCAUUUAGCCAUUCAUGACAUGUUUGGAAUUCGGGAAUAGGCAGGAAUGGCCCAGAAUUCCUGCAUGUCCUAGUGAUUCCGCAUAUGCAGAAAUUCCGGAAUUCCGGGUUGUUGCUUGUUUUUGGGGGAAAGGGUCGUUUUUGCUUUUCCGGAAUUGAUGGUAAGGGAUUGCAUGUCAGAAGGCGAUGCAGGAAUGUGUAACUUUUGGGAAUAGGAAGUAUUCUCAUUUUUUUACAUUCCAUGAAUUAUUUUGCUCAAAAUGAUUUGUUGAAGACAUUCAAAUAGUGAUUUGAAUAGCCAAUGAAUAGUUCUAUCUAACACAUUGUAUACCAGGAUUUCAUCGAUAGAUUAUGGUGGCAAAGUUUCUAAAAAACUCAAAACCGUAUUUUUUUAGGUUCUUGAAGACUUUGUGGAAGUUGUUUUUUGAUAAUUAGUUUUUUGAUAAUGCCCUCUUAAAGAGCGUAAAAUUUUAAACAAAAUGAUGGAUCGCCAUGUUUUUUACGACCUUCCCUUGAGAAGUUACAGGUGUCACAAAACACGAAAAAACGCAUUUUUUAGUCAAUUUUCAGCGAGUUUUUGAUAAAAUUUACUUUCUUUCGUGUUUUUUGAUACCUGUAACUUGUCAAGGGAAGGUCGUAAGAAACGUAGCGAUCCAUCGUUUUGUUCAAAAUUUUACGCUCUUUAAGAUGGCAUUAUCAAAAAACAAAUUAUCAAAAAGCAACUUCCACAAAGUCUUCAAGAACCUGAAAAAUACGGUUUUCAGUUUUUUAGAAACUUUGCCGUCAUAAUCUAUCGAUGAAAUCGUGGUAUAUAAUGUGUUAGAUAGAGCUCUUCAUUGGCUAUUCAAAUCACUAUUUGAAUGUCUUCAACAAAUCAUUUUGAGCAAAAUAAUUCAUAAAAUAAAAGGUGCUCUAAACAUGUGUCCCCCACUAUAUAUGUGUACUUUAUCGGUAUCAAAAUAAAGUGUAUUGUACAUCUUGUUUUAGUAUCCCAUUACAAAUAUUGCUCUGCAGUGCAGCAACUAAUAUGUUGUGGCAUCAUAAGCAGAUAAGAUGACCAUGUUUUCAAGGACUUUAAAAGAAAUCUGGGGGAGGAGGGCAGUCAGACAUAUUCUGGGAGGGCUUAGCCCCCUCUGACCUUCCCUUGGCGUCACCAUUAAUUUUAAUUCUUAUUCAAAUCUCAACAAUCGCAAUAGAUACUUUAAGAAUAUGAUAGAAAAACCUUUAUUUUUAUAAAAUAUAUUAAUAUAUUAUUGAAAUUAUGUUUUAGAGGAGUGAUUCAUUAAUUUUAAUUUCAGUUUUUGUCAUGUAAUUGAUGCAUUCCUAUUGUAGAAUUUCAUUUUAUAGACAUAUUGCCAUUUAUGAAGACAGAAAAGAGAUGAUGUUGUAAAAAUGUCUAUUAUGAUCUAUAAAAGAAGAGAGAGAGAGAGAGAGAGUGACAAGAUAGAAAGUAGCGAAUGUAGAAUAAUAUAAUUUCUUCUGUAUUUUUUAUUAGUCCAUUAAAAUUCCAUUUUACAAAAAUAUACUUUUGUCAAAUUUGACCAAAAAAGAAAAACAGUUAUAUUUUAUUUUCAACUAUAAGUGAAUUAUAAUUGAAAAUGAUCAGUUACUUUUAUUUAGUAACGUAAUUGUUCACUCAAAGCAUCGUUGAAAAUAUAAAUUAAGUCUUAUUUUUUCCUUCAUUGUAGAACUAUCAAUCCUUAUUUAUAUUGAUAUUUAAAAUAAUAUAUUCUUAUCAUAAAUAAGAAUUUAAAGAGGAUUUUCUUUUCUAGGUCCUUUUAUAGAAUGGACAUAUCAAGAUAAAGAAUAUCUCAGAAUACUUGCUCUUCUUAUUUCAAUACCUGUUCGACUUAAAUAUAUUUUUGUUCAAAAAUUUGAAUGGCUUUUAUUUGUUAUUCAAUGUCGUUUUCAUCACUUGACAAAUAAUGCAUUAAAUAGUAUUCAAUAUGCUGAAUUUGGUAUUUCAAGUUGUAAUAUUGGUGCAGAUAGUUCAACUCAUAUUGGCAAACAUCUUGUACCCUUUCUCAAUACUUAUAUGCCUUAUUUACAAACAUUACGUCUUUGGAGACCAGAUGAUUUCCCUUGGACAUCAAGUAAUGUUUAG